GCCUCGCCGGGUCCGGGCAGAACCCGGGGACAGGAAGGGGGGCCCCUGGGGACGGGUCUGCUGGCGGGGUGGUGAUGGAGCCCCGCCUUCCACCUUGGGCCGCCCGCCGCGCUCUGGGGGAGGCUCCCCGGCCGCCCCUCCCUGCUCAGCAGUGUGCAGAGCAAGGUGACCCCGCGCCUCCUGGCGCCCCUCUCGCCUGGGCGCCGAGUGGGGCAGGUGCCCAGGGGUGCCGCCUGGGUAGCAUCACCAGUGAGAUUUGGUGUCAGCUUGAGCCACAGUUCCCCAACCAUCCUGCCUGCAUGCCCUCCCCGGGAGGUGGGUGUCCGGCGGAGGCUCGGGGAGGCCUGUGGCCCGGGUCCAGCCGAAGGUCCACGCCACCAGCCCUUCCUGGCUCCUGAAUUCUUAAUCAGCAUAAAUAUUUACUUCCUUCCCCCCUCCAGGCUCCCAGCACAGAGCAGCUUCUGGGAGGUUGGACGGGGCCUGUGUCUAAAAAUAAACAGGUGGAGGGACAGCAGACACAGACAGACAGACUGAACUGGGGGCGGGGGUCAGGCGGAGGGCAGCUCCCUGCCCAGCCACAGGAAGUGUGGAAGGGCCAGAUCCAUCCAUCUCUGUCACCCGCUACCUGCCCACCUGGGCCUGGGGUUCCUACAGGACAGCGUGGGGGUCUGCCCGAGCCCCCAGCAACCACUGGCCAUGCCUGGCCUGCGGGGCAAAGCCAAGCAGAUUUCUCCGGACCAAGUUUAGUAGGGACAAGCCCUCCAAGGGGGCAAGAAGGCACCCCUGGUGCCUGAGGACUCCACUACUGGUAGCUGUGCAGGUGGGGUUCUGGGCAGUGUCCGCAGAGGGAAGGAUCCCCCCAACGCCUGCCCCUGAGGGCUUUGGGGGGGACUCAUGGACCUGGGGUCUGAACAGGGGAAGACCGCCUAAGGAAGCUGAGUGGGCAUGGUGUCCUGCCCUCCCUGCCCCGCCUUGCCCCAAGGGGGCCUGGCAAGUGCACCCCCAGAGACACACCCACGGGACCCGGCAGUCUUCUACCUGCUGCAGGUACAGGCUGCUCUGCUAAAUCUCGAAACCCCAGAUUCUGCAAGCGGUGGAGGAAUUGUCUUCUUUACCAGAUAGAUUUUCCGGGUGUGAUCCUCUAAAUUAACAAAGGUGAGGAAACACGUGACUGUCCCCACCCCACCCAGGCAAGGUUGCUUCUCUAAAAAGGUUUUGGGUUUGGAAGGAAGACUUGAAUUGUUCUUGGGUCCUUGACAUGCAAAGAAUAUGACCGCCCCGAGAAGUCCUAAGAAAAUGGAGGACAGUGCAGCCCGCGAACUUACAGUAAAGGGAUGUUGCCACCAGUAAGAAGCUGAACACAUGGACGCAUUCUGCUCGCCCCGGGCUGCGCGGCCCUCUUCCCUCAGCCCUGCAGCUGCCAGCUGGGCCUCGGUCCCCAGCGCCCCCUCGUGGUGGCCCAGAGCCCUCAGCCUCCAGUGCCCUUGGUGCCUUUCCUUGCCACCUCCCUGUCUGUACCCCCAGCCCGUGGGGCUGGGUCCCUCAGAGGGACCACUGCUGCCAUAGGGGCUGCCAGUCAGUAGCGGGGCCAGCUCAUGGUCCCCUGGGGGGACGCUGAUGGCCCGAGCAGGCCUGCACCCAGGCACAACUUACCUCUCGACCUUUGGGGGUGGGUGGCUCAGUUGCAGGGCCUUGAUCUGGUCGCCCUGCGGCUUCCCACAGGCCUGUGCGGCUCUGGCGUUCAGCUUGGUGGGGGAGUGGGCACUGCGAGCGCGAGAGACUGGUAGGGUGGACACGGAAGCUACGAGCAGGUGGUUCUCUUCGUGGCACCUGCCCGCCAGGGCCCCCCCGAGGGUCUCCCCCGCUAGGGAGGAGACCACCUUGGCAAGAUGCCCCCUGCUGCCCUGGGCUCCUCUGGGCUGCAGUGCGCGCAGCCCAAGCCACAGUGCAGCGCCUGUCCUCCCCAGGUCCCUGCUUGAAUUCCAGCUUGGGAGCCCUCGCUGCCUGCUGCCGCCUCCCGCCGCACCCCUCACCAUGCACUCCCUGGACGAGCCGCUCGACCUGAAGCUGAGCAUCACCAAGCUCCGGGCGGCGAGAGAACAGCGGGAGCGGACGCUGAGUGCUGCGCGGCACCGCUCGCUGCACAGGGAGCUGGGCCUGGUGGACGACAGCCCCACCCCCGGUUCCCCGGGCUCCCCGCCCGCAGGCUUCCUGCUGAACCCCAAGUUCCCCGAGAAGGUAGAGGGACGCUUUUCGGCCGCCCCGCUGGUAGACCUCAGCUUGUCACCGCCGUCUGGGCUGGAUUCCCCCAACGGCAGCAACUCGCUCUCCCCUGAGCGCCAGGGCAGCGGGGACCUGCCUGCGGUGCCCACCGCCCCGGACUUCCAGCCGCUGCGCUAUCUGGACGGUGUCCCCAGCUCCUUCCAGUUCUUCCUGCCCUUCAGCUCCGGGGGGGCUCUGCACCUGCCUGCUUCCUCCUUCCUCACCGCCCCCAAGGACAAGUGCCUCUCGCCAGAGCUGCCCCUCCCUAAGCAGCUGGUGUGUCGCUGGGCCAAGUGUAACCAGCUCUUUGAGCUCCUGCAAGACCUGGUGGACCACGUCAACGACUACCACGUCAAGCCCGAGAAGGACGCCGGCUACUGCUGUCACUGGGAGGGCUGUGCCCGCCACGGCCGAGGCUUCAACGCCAGGUACAAGAUGCUCAUCCACAUCCGCACGCACACCAACGAGAAGCCGCACCGCUGCCCCACCUGCAGCAAGAGCUUCUCCCGCCUGGAGAACCUGAAGAUCCACAACCGCUCGCACACAGGUGAGAAGCCCUACGUGUGCCCCUACGAGGGCUGCAGCAAGCGCUACUCCAACUCCAGCGACCGCUUCAAGCACACGCGCACCCACUACGUGGACAAGCCCUACUACUGCAAGAUGCCCGGCUGCCACAAGCGCUACACGGACCCCAGCUCGCUGCGCAAGCACAUCAAGGCGCACGGCCACUUUGUGUCCCACGAGCAGCAGGAGCUCCUGCAGCUGCGCCCGCCCCCCAAGCCACCCCUGCCUGCGCCGGACGGCAGCCCCUACGUCAGCGGGGCCCAGAUCAUCAUCCCCAACCCCGCUGCCCUCUUCGGAGGCCCGGGCCUGCCCGGCCUGCCCCUGCCCCUGCCCCCUGGCCCCCUCGAUCUCAGUGCCCUGGCCUGCGGCAACGGGGCGGGUGGCGGGGCUGCGGGGGGCCUGGGACCCGGGCUGCCGGGGCCCGUGCUGCCCCUCAACCUGGCCAAGAACCCACUGCUGCCCUCGCCCUUUGGGGCUGGUGGACUGGGCCUGCCUGUGGUCUCCCUCCUCGCUGGUUCCGCUGGCGGCAAGGCCGAGGGGGAGAAGCGCGGGGCGGCGCCAGCCAGGGCCCUGGGCAUAGAGGGCCGCAAGACACCCCUCGAGAGGACUGAGAGCGCUCGCUCCCGGCCAAGCCCCGACGGACUCCCCCUGCUGCCGGGCACCGUGCUGGACCUGUCCACGGGGGUCAACUCAGCGGCUAGCAGCCCGGAGGCACUGGCCCCCGGCUGGGUGGUCAUCCCACCGGGUUCCGUGCUGCUCAAACCGGCAGUGGUGAACUGAGCCCCGGGUGGACCGCUGCCCGCACCAGCUGCAGCUCCCGGCCGCCCCGACGACCAGAAACUCCUCUGCGAAAUAGCAAUAAUGCCCUCCUGCCCCGGGCCUGGCUGGCCGCGUCCCCAGGGCCCCCCGCCCCAGACGAACCGGGCAGCAAGGAUGGUGCUAGGUCACUGCUGGCAUCCCCGGCUCCCAGGGAGGAACUGGACCUGCCGGCAGGGAGAGCCACGCUCUUGGGUGCUGAGGCCUCGCCCUGGCCCUCCCGGCUGCAGCCCCACGCCCUCCGCGUCUCCCGUCCAGCAGGGUGUCCAGCGGGGUGCGCUCCCUCCCCGCCCGGCCCACCUGCCGCCCACACCCCAGCAGUGCGGCGGGUGGGGUGGUGCCUGCCCCCCUGCUGGCUCGGGGACCUCUACCCCCUCCACGUAGUGAGCUGUGAUAAGGAGCCCCCAGAUCAAGCCCCCCCCUCAGCCCUGCCUCGCCUCACUGGCCUCUGCUCUGGGGGCUCUUUGAACCCCUUUCCCUCUGGCCCGCCCGCCUCAGGGAGAGCAAGACAGACGCAGGCCCCAGCACAGCCACAGGAAGAAGCCGCCCACCCCGACAAGGCGCCUCCGCUCCGGGAGGCCCGCUCCCCCGGCUGCUCGCCCCGACCCCGCACUCCAAGGCUGACCCUCCGCGGGGCCGGAGCCACCCCCCAGUGGGGGACAGCUGACCACCUCUGCCCGCCCGCCACCUUCUGGGGAGACCUGCAGGAGGAAGGCUGGGGACAACUCCAGGCUGGGGUGCAGAUCCCAGCCUGGGGCCCAGGUCCCACCUGGCAGGUAGGGGAGGGCUCCAGGCUGGUCCCGGGCUUGGGGGCACCAAAGUGGCCAAGGAUGGCCAAGGGCCUGCCUCCUGCUGGGACAACAGCUGGGCGAGGAAGCCGGCUUGGGCGAGAGUCCUCGUGAGCCGGCCCCAGCGGUGUCCCUCCAGGUGUCCCCCUUUACGCCUGCCCUGCCUGUGCCAGGUGCCCAUGGCCCUCAUCCCCACCCCAGGGGCACACACUCCCCUCCCCAGCAGCCUGGCCUGACCACUGGGCCUGGGGGAGCCUCUGGGCCGCAGAAGGUCCUCGGCAGCCAGCGCCUUCAGGACUCCCCUGCUGUUCCCAGCAGCACUGCUGACCCCGCCCUUCCCCGGACUGCCCUUCUGUCCCAGAGGGGUCACCCUGGCUCCCCCACUCCGGGCCCGGCUGUGCUGGCUCUGCCCCUCCAAGGGGCUGUAAGCAAAGCAGGAGGGAGCUGGCCUCUUUUCCAGCCUCCCCCCAGGUUCCAGGUACCCCCCCAUGCAGGGCCACAGGCCUUAGGUCCAGUGGGGGGACGAAGGUUUGCGCCCCAAGCCUAGGGAGCAGAGGACGGCCCUGGGCCACGGCAGCCCAGCACUUGCGUGGGCCGCAGGGCUCGGGGGCGACAUUGUGGUGUGGUCGUGGGUGUGUGUUGCACAGGCCAGGAUAUCAGUAUUGUGACGGACUCUAAGUGCCUUUCUAUGUAGCUUGUUUUCCUCCUCUUGGCUCCAUUGCUGUUAGCAUAGAGUUUAAAAAAAGAGAUAAGCUAAUGACUAUAACAAAUAUUCCUCCGUGUGAGAGGAAGUUUAUAAAGAAACAAUAAAAGUGAGUUGGAAAGACGGCUCU
Molecule: messenger RNA, 5263 nt
Organism: Talpa occidentalis (Iberian mole)
Lineage: Eukaryota; Metazoa; Chordata; Mammalia; Eulipotyphla; Talpidae
Gene: GLIS2
Product: GLIS family zinc finger 2
Exons: 6
Coding region: 1618-3606 (662 amino acids)
Biological process (GO): regulation of transcription by RNA polymerase II; smoothened signaling pathway
Cellular component (GO): nucleus
Molecular function (GO): RNA polymerase II cis-regulatory region sequence-specific DNA binding; DNA-binding transcription factor activity, RNA polymerase II-specific
Source: RefSeq, a predicted model, not a curated record